Molecule: messenger RNA, 1209 nt
Organism: Gryllus bimaculatus (two-spotted cricket)
Lineage: Eukaryota; Metazoa; Arthropoda; Insecta; Orthoptera; Gryllidae
Source: the annotation of a GenBank genome assembly
AUGGCGAUGGGGUGUCGGACCGCCGGCGCUCCGCGCUUGCGCGGGGAGGCGGGCGAGCGAGCGCUGCCGUGCGCCUUGUGCUGGAGGAGGGCUGUGUGGCUGCUGUACUUGGGCCGCCUGCUGACGGGCCUGGGCGUGGGCGCCAACAUCGUCAUAGUGUCGCUGUACUGCGAGGAGAUCGCGGAAGUGCGCGUGCGGGGCGUCAUCGGCUCGUACCUCGACAUGUCCACCAGCAGCGGCCUGCUGCUCAUGUACGUGCUGGGCGCGUUCGUGCCGUACUUCUGGUUCACCGCGGCGUGCGUGGCGCCGGCCGCCGCCACCCUGCUGCUCUUCUGGUGCAUGCCCGAGUCGCCGGCGUUCCUGGUGGGGCGCGGCCGCCGAGACGCCGCCCGCCGCGCCCUGCGCUGGCUGCGCGGCCCCGCCGUCGACGUCCAGCCGGAGCUGGACGCGCUCUGCCUCGCCGCCAAGGCGCCAGACUCGCCCGCGGACGCGCGCUCCCCUGCCGGCCCGCUCCUCGCGUGCUGCCCAGGGUCGAAGCUGGACCGCGCCACCGCCAAGGCGCUCGUCAUUGUGUUCGGGCUUAUGUUCUUCUCGCAGGCCACCGGGGGCACGGCCUUUGUCUACUACACGGAAGACGUGUUUCGCGCCGUCAAUUCCGGUCUGCCCGGAGACAUUUGUAUGGUCAUCGUCGGCGCCGUGUCCAUUGUGGGCACGUUCCUUUCUAUUAUGCUCGUUGAUCGGGUGGGGCGACGCUUCAUUCUUAUACUUUCCAGUAUUUGCUUAAGUGUGUCGCUGCUCGGGUUUUCGGUCUACGCGCAUUUUGAUGGUAAAGGUGUUGAUCUGACCUCGUGGAACUGGACUCCUUUAGUGUGCUUGGUGGUCGUCAUGUUCAAUAUUUCGUUUGGAUACGGACCUAUUAAGUACUUCAUGAUGGCGGAAUUAAUGCCCACCGAGGCUAAGGGAUGGGGUAGUUCUGUGUGCGUGUGUUUUUCCCGAAUAUUCUCAUUUACUAUUGCCAAAGAAUUUCCUAUUAUGACUACCUCCUUGGGUCAAGAUGUUACGUAUGCAAUUUUUUGUGUUUUCUCUUUCCUGGGUACUCUUUUCAUUGUUUUUUUCGUUCCUGAAACUAAAGGGAAAACUCGAGAACAAAUACAACAAGAACUUACGAACAAAAAGCCAAAUCAAGAGCGAUUGGAUAAGCAGGAUAAA